Molecule: messenger RNA, 2009 nt
Organism: Caenorhabditis elegans
Lineage: Eukaryota; Metazoa; Nematoda; Chromadorea; Rhabditida; Rhabditidae
Gene: acdh-13
Product: Acyl-CoA dehydrogenase family member 9, mitochondrial
Exons: 7
Coding region: 1-1854 (617 amino acids)
Biological process (GO): fatty acid metabolic process
Cellular component (GO): mitochondrion
Molecular function (GO): oxidoreductase activity, acting on the CH-CH group of donors; flavin adenine dinucleotide binding
Source: RefSeq, marked reviewed
AUGCAUCGGGCGUUGAUCCGAUUACAAAAACUGCAUAAAUGCAAUGUGAGAUGUCUCAGUGAUGCAGCAAAAUCAAAAGAAGUGGCUGGUAUAAGUGAGAAAAGUAAAUUUGCUAUUCGAACUCUCGACAAUACUUCGUCUAUCGAGAAGAGGAGCUUGUCGAGAGGUUUCGCUAUGAAUAAGUUUGAAAAGGACUUCAUGAUCUACCCAGAAUACACAGAUUCAGAUGAUGUGCGUAAUAUUGAAGGGUUUGUGGAUGUGUUGCGGAAAUCACUUGAAUUAUCAGUUGACUCGAAAUUAAUAGAAAAAGAAGGGAAACUAGCUUCAGAUACAAUAGAAGCUCUUCGCUCGAAUGCAAUCUUUUCCUUGGCUAUUGGAAAAUAUUUCGACGGCAUCGGCAUGUGUAAUAAGGAUUUGUCGAAAGUUUUCGAAGAACUCAGUGUAGAUUGGAAUGUAUACACAACUUCACACAUUUCUCUUCUUGUCGCAAACAUUUUGACAAUUUAUGGAUCUGAUGAACAAAAGUCCAAGUAUUUAGGAAUUCUUGGGUCUGGAAAGCUUCGACCAGCGGUUGCAAUUGUAAAAGAUACGAAUGGAGGAGUCUGUGAACAAACAGCUGGACCUGGUGGAAAAUCAAUGUUAAAUGGUCAGAACAUCCGAGUUAUGGGUCAUCACAAUGCCAACUUUUACGUCGUUUUCGGAAAUAACAACGGAGAGAAAACCUGCUUUCUACUCGAUGAAGCUGAACUGGGAACCACCGACAAGAUUCAAUUUACACGUGACGAAACAAUCGGACUGAAAGGAAUUGACGUUGGGCGCAUCGAGCUCACUGCAUUGGUAACAGACAAAAAUCUACUUGGAACACCCGGACACGGUUCCGAAAUUGCAUCGGAGCUGGUCGGUAGUGGUAGAAUGCCAUUCGCAGCCGCCACAAUUGGAAUGGCUCGAAGAGCACUUAGAGAACUAUCGAUUUGGUGUAAUCGAACUCCGAGUAGGCAGAAUGAUCGCACAACUUUAGCGGACGAUUCGAGAUCACAAAGGAUUGUGACUGAAUUGGCACUGAAGGUAUACGCCCUAGAGUCUUCGUUGUACUACUUGUCAGGAUUGAUCGACGAAGGACUAUCAGUUGUCGUGGAUAUUGAGAACUCUUUGCUCUCUAUUAUGACUAGAGAUGUUCUGCAGGCCGUAAUAUCUGCCCAACUGGAACUGGUUGGAGUCGCUGCAAGUGAUGCGUCUUUUCCACACGAGAAGCUCUUCCGUGACGUCACCACAUUACUUUCCAUCAUUGACGAAGGAGCAGAUGUAGAACAAAUAGGUCUCGCCACGAUUGCCACGUGGGCAACAUCUACAUCCCACAAACGUGUUGUGAGCACACUAAAGCGGUGGUUGAAGAACGAGAAAGAAGCAGAUGAGCUUCGAAAUCCAGGACUUUCCCACUAUAUUGCUGAGCACGCACACCCGUCACUUCAGUUGGCUUGUCAAGAACUCGAAUUCUCAAUGUCUCGAAUUAAUAACGUUGUUUCAAAGUUGCUUACGUCACAAGGAAAGAAUAUCGAGCAAGAUUAUGGAAGUUUGGAAGCUCUUGUGAAUGUUUUGAAAAACAAUUUAGUGAUGGUUUCCACUAUUUCUCGAGCAUCUAGAUCUUACUCGAUUGGUCUCAGAAAUGCUGAUAUUGAACUUGCGUGGGCUACAAUUAUAUGUUCAAGACUGUCUCGUGCCACGUGGUUUGAGUUGGACUCCUUGUCCGAUCUCUUCGGUCUCGUUCGAUUUAAUCCCUCACUUUUGAACGCCGGAAGAGCAGUUUUUGAUUUAGGAGGAUAUAUCAUCGAAUCACCACUAGAGAAGAAUUGGUGAUCUCGAUAUAUUUUUAUAAUUUUUCUCUUGCAGUUAGAUUUUUGAUUGUUUACUUAGGUUUAGUUUCUAGGUUUUCAAUUAUGCGGGUAGUUUAUUCUUUGUUCCUGUUAUUAAUUUUUUUUCAAAUGUUUAUUUUAAUAAAAUUUAUAGAUUUU